AUGGCGACAGCAUCAAGAACGAGCACGAGCAUUUCACGAAUAAAACCACGAACCGCAAACGCCGUCUCUCGCACAGCCGCGGCAAAGAAAGUUGACGGCUCAAGACCAACAAAAGCCCCUUCUUCCCUCGACAAUGGCAGUGCUGUCGAAAGCGCACUCUCGUCCAAGACCAGCUUUGCAUCCUUGGGUGUUCAUCCAUGGCUUAUUGCCGCCCUGUCCGCCAUGGCUAUUACUCGACCGACGGGCAUUCAAAAGGGCUGCAUCCCCGAGAUUCUCAAGGGCAAGGACUGCAUCGGAGGAAGUCGAACUGGUUCGGGUAAAACAAUGGCCUUUGCCGUGCCUAUCUUGCAGAAAUGGGCCGUGGAUCCAGUAGGUAUCUACGCCGUGGUCUUGACGCCGACAAGAGAACUUGCACUCCAAAUCUACGAACAGUUCAAAGCCAUAUCCGCAUCACAAAACCUCAAACCCAUUCUCGUAACCGGCGGCGCAGACAUGCGAGAGCAAGCCCUGGCCCUCUCCCAGCGACCCCACGUUGUCAUUGCCACCCCCGGCCGUCUGGCCGACCACAUCAGCACAUCCGGCGAAGACACCAUCUGCGGACUACGACGGGCACGGUUCGUGGUGCUCGACGAAGCAGACCGACUUUUAGCCAGCGGGCACGGCAGCAUGUUACCUGACGUGGAGACUUGUCUUUCCGUCUUGCCUCCGCCAAUGGAGCGGCAGACAUGCCUAUUCACUGCAACCGUGACUCCAGAAGUGCGCGCACUCAAAGACUCUCGACAGCAAUCCUUGGCCCCGGGAGCCAAGCCCCAGAAAGAAGUCUUCGUAUGCGAAGUCGACACCGCCGUGCUCGCUAUCCCGCAGACUCUGCGCCAACAUUAUCUCCAAGUCCCCACCACCCACCGCGAGGUAUUCCUGCACAUCCUCCUCCUGACCCCCGCAAAUAUCUCCCGCCCGACCAUCAUCUUCACCAACCGCACCGCCACGGCGACCAUGCUCGAGCACAUGCUGCGGUUACUCGAGCACCGAGUGACAUCUCUCCACAGCGGUCUCGCGCAACGCCAGCGUAUCGACAACCUGUCCCGCUUCCGCGCAGGCGCUGCCCGGAUCCUCGUCGCCACCGACGUCGCCGCUCGUGGUCUGGACAUUCCCGAGGUUGCGCUCGUCAUUAACUACGACGUCCCUCGCGAUCCGGACGACUAUAUUCACCGAGUCGGACGUACGGCUCGUGCCGGUCGCUCUGGUGAUGCCGUCACGCUGGUCGGACAGCGCGACGUUGCGCUCGUCCUUGCCAUUGAGGAGCGUGUUGGCCGCAAAAUGGUCGAGUAUGACGAAGGCGAAGAUGUCAAUAUCGAGACGAGAGUCGUCCGUGACGGUCUCAAGAUUGUGGGAGAAAGGAAACGAGAGGCCAUUCUGGAAAUUGAAGAGGGCAGGGAAGUCGGUGGUAAGAGGAGAAGAGACGGGCAUGGUGGAAGUAGAAGAUUGGGGAAAUUGAUGGCUUACAAGUAG
Molecule: messenger RNA, 1509 nt
Organism: Xylona heveae TC161
Lineage: Eukaryota; Fungi; Ascomycota; Xylonomycetes; Xylonales; Xylonaceae
Product: DEAD/DEAH box helicase
Exons: 2
Coding region: 1-1509 (502 amino acids)
Molecular function (GO): RNA helicase activity; ATP binding; nucleic acid binding
Source: RefSeq, a predicted model, not a curated record